This is a messenger RNA of Photinus pyralis (common eastern firefly), 477 nucleotides long. Its product is annotated as NPC intracellular cholesterol transporter 2-like. NCBI's taxonomy places the organism in Eukaryota, Metazoa, Arthropoda, Insecta, Coleoptera, Lampyridae. Gene Ontology annotation, molecular function: sterol binding. The annotation marks the transcript as partial. The transcript is spliced from 3 exons. The record is from RefSeq and is a predicted model, not a curated record. Gene Ontology annotation, biological process: sterol transport.
UUUACAGCGCGCUCUCCAGAGGAUUACAAACAGUCGAUAACCGUCGGAAGUUGCAAAAAGCAUCCAUGUCGCUUAAGAAAAGGUCGUGUUGUCGACGUGGAGUUCCGUUUCACUCCAGAGGAAGACGUUAAGGGUCUAUCGAACAGUGUGAGCGCAUUACUAGGCUCGUUACCAUUUCCCUUCAUAGGCGUCGAUGGUACAGACGCUUGCGUGAACAUUUUUGCAGCCGAUGGAACGACGAAAGCCGGGUGUCCUUUGAAAGCGGGUACAUCCUACGUUUACAAGAAUCACUUCGAAAUUCUGCCGAUAUAUCCACUUAUACGAAUUGUUGUCCACUGGGGACUGGUAACCAGUGAUGGGAAGGACGUCAUGUGCUUUGAGGUGCCCGCGAAAAUUACAGCUUCUUAAGGUGGAUGUGGGCAGCAGCAAAUUAGCUUUUUGUAAUGGUUGUAGCGAUAAUAAACCUUUUCUUCAUUU